AUGAAGACAGUUAAUUUCUAUAUCCUGUUACUUUGCUGGAAAACAGUAUACUCCAAUCAUUGUGUGCUGUCCAAUGUUACAAUAGCAGUGGAGAAGGAGGAAUGCGGGUUUUGCAUCAGUGUGAAUGCGACUUCAUGCUCCGGUUACUGUUACACAAAGGAUCCCCCUUUUAAGUACUCCCGAAAUAAACAUGUUCAGAAUGUCUGCACAUUCAAGGAGAUUGUGUACGAGACUGUAAAGAUCCCAGGAUGUGCUGGUCAUGCAGAAUCCUUUUAUUCCUAUCCAGUAGCAACAGGAUGUCACUGUGAGAUUUGUGAUGGAGGCCUCACUGACUGCAGCACCACAAACGGCUUAAAUCCGAAUUAUUGUUCCUUUGGUCAAAACCAGCUCAGAGAAUGAGAAUUGAUCAAUUUAUUCCUUGUAUUUCAUUUGUUAUAAAUACCAUCCUGAGUGUCAGAGAAAAAGAAGGUGGGUGGUUAGUACUGCUAAUGUGCACAAAGAACAUUAUAUGUUGCAUUUAUCUUCAAUGGUUUCCUUGUGGUUUCUGAUGCAAAAUGUUCAAC
Molecule: messenger RNA, 563 nt
Organism: Heteronotia binoei (common prickly gecko)
Lineage: Eukaryota; Metazoa; Chordata; Lepidosauria; Squamata; Gekkonidae
Gene: FSHB
Product: follicle stimulating hormone subunit beta
Exons: 2
Coding region: 1-399 (132 amino acids)
Biological process (GO): G protein-coupled receptor signaling pathway
Cellular component (GO): extracellular region; cytoplasm
Molecular function (GO): hormone activity
Source: RefSeq, a predicted model, not a curated record